UUGCAACCGAAAAAAAAAAAGGAAAAAAAAAAGGAAACGGCAACACAGCAAAGAAAAAGUUCACACAUCUCACUCGACUACUCUGUCUGUUUACACACAGACACUCUCGCAUAGCAAAGUGAAGUAUAUAUGGGGCAAGGAAAAGGGUCGACGCUAGUUCAUUUACUUGUCAUAGUCUUGAGCUUAACGGCAUUUGGCUUUGCAAUUGCUGCGGAGCGCCGCCGAAGCACUGGAGUACUACAUAACGAUGAUUUCACCAAUCGAACAUACUGUGUUUAUGAGUCAGAUGUCGCCACUGGAUAUGGAGUGGGGGCUUUCUUGUUUCUUCUCUCAAGUGAGUCACUGCUUAUGGGUGUGACAAAAUGCAUGUGUUUUGGAAGACCUUUAGCACCUGGGGGGAACCGUGCCUGGACCAUAAUAUAUUUUGUAUCAUCCUGGAUGACAUUCCUGGUGGCAGAAGCAUGUCUAAUAGCUGGUGCAAAGAAUAAUGCCUAUCACACCAAAUAUCGAAAUAUGGUCUAUGCAGAAAACUUUUCAUGUGAUGCAUUACGAAAAGGUGUAUUCAUUUCUGGAGCAGUCUUCGUGGUUGGAACCAUGAUCCUUAACGUCUAUUACUACAUGUACUUUACUAAAGCCACAACACUGCCAGCUCACAAAGCUAAUCGUGCUGCUCCAGCAGUCUGAAUGUCUGGGCCGGCUUACAGUUUGCUUAUGACUUAGUCAAGAGUUUGGAACUUAUCUUCCCGGUUAUCGUGUAUAACAAGAUCUACAAUUCUGUUAUCGCGUGAUAUUAGAUACAAGUAUAUAUGGUUAACUUAGAGCAAAAAUCAGCUUCAGAAGUAGAAAGCUUUCAAUUUAUCUUGAGACAUUUUCUUCCAAUUGGAGUGGAUUCAUGGCAUGAAUGGACCAUAAUGUUUUUGUAAAUAUCUCUAUUUCAAGUACUGUUGUGAGUGGACCAAAAUAGGCACUAUGAAUUUUAUGAACUAGACUGCAAAGUGAAUAAUGCAAAAAAUUUAUUGAAUUGGCCAA
Messenger RNA from Olea europaea var. sylvestris, 1029 nucleotides. RefSeq lists its product as uncharacterized. NCBI's taxonomy places the organism in Eukaryota, Viridiplantae, Streptophyta, Magnoliopsida, Lamiales, Oleaceae. The coding region runs from base 130 to 684 and encodes 184 amino acids. The transcript is spliced from 3 exons. The record is from RefSeq and is a predicted model, not a curated record.